GUGUUAGCAAGCAGUAAUUCAGCUGUGCAUCGUCAGGCGUCGUUUCGUUCUCAGUUUUCUUUUCCGUUUCGAAACGCGUACACAUCGUACCUAACAAAAUGGCCAAACGCACUAAGAAGGUUGGAAUCACCGGUAAAUAUGGUACCCGUUAUGGUGCUUCUCUCCGUAAAAUGGUCAAAAAGAUGGAAAUCACCCAGCACAGCAAAUACUCUUGCAGUUUCUGCGGAAAGGAUGCCAUGAAGCGUAGCGUUGUUGGCAUUUGGUCCUGCAAGAGGUGUAAGCGUGUAGUAGCUGGAGGUGCCUGGGUCUACUCGACCACUGCCGCCGCUUCCGUCAGGUCUGCAGUCAGGCGUCUUAAGGAACUCAAAGAACAAUAGACGUUUCGUUACUACAUAAUAAAUAUAAUUUAAUAAAAACGAAA
This is a messenger RNA of Nicrophorus vespilloides, 421 nucleotides long. It is a transcript of the gene RpL37A, whose product is annotated as 60S ribosomal protein L37a. Gene Ontology annotation, cellular component: ribosome. NCBI's taxonomy places the organism in Eukaryota, Metazoa, Arthropoda, Insecta, Coleoptera, Silphidae. Gene Ontology annotation, molecular function: structural constituent of ribosome. The transcript is spliced from 3 exons. Gene Ontology annotation, biological process: translation. Bases 99 to 377 code for a protein of 92 amino acids. The record is from RefSeq and is a predicted model, not a curated record.